Messenger RNA from Harpia harpyja (harpy eagle), 4469 nucleotides. It is a transcript of the gene SEPTIN3, whose product is annotated as septin 3. Gene Ontology annotation, biological process: cytoskeleton-dependent cytokinesis. The transcript is spliced from 10 exons. The record is from RefSeq and is a predicted model, not a curated record. Gene Ontology annotation, cellular component: septin complex; neuron projection; cell division site. NCBI's taxonomy places the organism in Eukaryota, Metazoa, Chordata, Aves, Accipitriformes, Accipitridae. Gene Ontology annotation, molecular function: GTPase activity; GTP binding; molecular adaptor activity. The coding region runs from base 130 to 1512 and encodes 460 amino acids.
ACGGCGGCUCCGGGGACCGCUGCGCCCCGGGACGCUGUGGCCCUGGCGGCGGGGAAGGCCUGGGCCCCCCCGGACUGCGCCGGCACUGCCUGCCUCCCGCCCUCGCACCUCUGCUUCCAGCCGCCCGCCAUGGAGGAGGACGUCGCCCCUCACCGCAGCCGCCUGCCCGCCCCAGGCGGCCCCACCGGCCCCAGCCGCAUCCCAGGCCCCCCGCCACGGCGAGAUGGCCCCCUCGGCACCCCCGCCGCCCCCACAAAGCGGAGCUGCCUCUCGGUCACCCUGCGGCGGGCUGGCGGGGGCGGAGGGGGGCCCCCCUGGGAGCGGCUGUGGGGUCCGGCUCCUGUCACCCCCGUCCCCCCUCGCCCCCGGCUGAUGGUCGCCGAGGGGCCCCAGCGACGCGGUGGCCCUGGUGGGGCCGAGGUCUCCCCGCUGGCGAAGAUAGGGGUGCCCUGCACCCUGCCACGCUCCGGGCCAGUGGACAGCAAAAACGAAGCAGCCAUGUCUGAGCUGGUCCCAGAGCCGCGACAAAAACCAGUCGUGCCGAUGAAACCCAUGGGCAUUAACGCCAACUUGCUGGGCUACAUCGGUAUUGACACCAUCAUUGAGCAGAUGCGCAAGAAAACCAUGAAGACAGGUUUUGACUUCAACAUCAUGGUUGUAGGUCAGAGUGGACUGGGAAAGUCAACGCUGGUGAACACUCUCUUCAAAUCCCAGGUGAGCCGCAAAUCUUCAGGCUGGAACCGGGAGGAGAAGAUCCCCAAGACAGUGGAGAUCAAAGCCAUCGGGCAUGUCAUUGAAGAAGGUGGUGUCAAAAUGAAGCUGACAGUGAUUGACACACCGGGAUUUGGGGACCAGAUCAACAAUGAGAACUGCUGGGAGCCUAUUGAGAAAUACAUCAAUGAGCAAUAUGAAAAAUUUUUGAAAGAGGAGGUGAAUAUUGCAAGGAAGAAACGAAUUCCAGACACGCGAGUGCACUGCUGCCUCUACUUCAUCUCCCCCACGGGCCACUCCCUGCGGCCUUUGGACCUGGAGUUCAUGAAACACCUCAGCAAGGUAGUGAACAUCAUCCCGGUUAUUGCCAAGGCUGACACCAUGACCUUGGAGGAGAAGACCGAAUUCAAACAAAGAGUGCGCAAAGAGCUAGAAGUAAAUGGGAUCGAGUUUUACCCACAGAAAGAAUUCGAUGAGGACUUGGAGGAUAAAACAGAGAAUGACAAAAUCAGGCAGGAAAGCAUGCCCUUCGCAGUAGUGGGCAGCGACAAGGAGUACCAAGUGAAUGGCAAAAGAGUCCUGGGCAGGAAAACACCUUGGGGAAUCAUUGAAGUGGAAAACCUCACUCACUGUGAAUUUGCCCUACUUCGAGAUUUUGUCAUCAGGACCCACCUUCAGGACCUAAAAGAAGUGACCCACAACAUCCACUAUGAGACCUACAGGGCCAAGCGACUGAAUGACAACGGAGGGCUGCCUCCCAUGACUGUCGAGACAGAGGAAAACCACGAAAGUAACCUGUGAAUGACCCACCCCCCCACUGUCACCCAGUGUCUCUGGAUAUGACAACCCAUCCCUGCUACCCUUGACUCCACCAUGGGCCUGUCUCUGAAGCAUGUGGUGCAUCCUCCCUGUGCGUGAGAGGAUGCGAGCGUGAGUGCCUGUGUGUAUGAGUGUGCCUGCCUUUGUGCCGGAGAGGGACCAAAGGCAUCUCCCCUGUCCUUCCUAGAAUGUCUUCAUUCUCUGUUUGUUUUUUGCACAGCGGACUGUCACCUUCCUUUCUCUUGUUUCUGUGUCUCAGCUGUGUGUGUUGCCUGGGGGAAAUAGGGAUGGGGGGGAGGGAUUUCUGGGGGCAGGAGGGCUUCAGAAGUGGGAGGUGUGGGGCAUGCUGUGGUCCUGUUUUUAUCACUUGGAGACAUGGCAAGAAGAGACUCCAGGAGAGAUGGUGGAGUCAGUGCACGCAGUGUCUUCAAGUGAUGGCAGCAGAGAUUUCUUUUGGGUCCUCGGUGGGUGGGAAGGCAGCUGGUUGGUCUGAGAGCAUGGUGGCCCAGCAUUUUAUCCCCAUUUCUUGCUGUGGCUUCCCCAGGGGAAAUGGCAGCUUGGAAGUAGAUAGAUGGGAGAAGUGACAGACUGACAUGUUUUGUGGUUCAGUGGAAGUGACCAGUGCGAGGAGACAGAAUUAGUUCUUGGGCUGUAGCAUCUAUUUGAGAAGCAUCAAAGUACUUGGAGAAAAUAGCCAUAUUUUCCAAAAGAAGCAAAACCCAGAGGAAAAGAACGUGUUCCUGCUGCAGAGGGUGCAUUUGCCUUGCCCAGCGCUAAGAUCAAAAGCCAUGCUUGUGUCACAGGCUUUUGAUCCUGUGCAGAUCAGACCAAGCUGUCCUGAGGUGACCCCACCUCAUCCCCCAUUGCAGCGGUCUCUCUCCACCAGCACUGGGCAGGUCCCGGCUGAACCCUUCCCCCACAGCAUGGCCCCUCUGCUGUGGGAGUGCAGGGAAGACGGUGCCACGGGGGUUCCCUGCCAGGAGCUCCCCCAGGGACAGCCCUGCUUGGCACAGGGCCUUCAGGAUCUUGGAGGAGUGCAAAGAGCUGUAGAUUGAGAAGCACGGGGCCAGGGUGUCUCCCUGGGUCUCCGCUGGUGGUGGGAACACACGAGAUACCUCCUCAUCACUGACAUGGCUGCAUUUGCUACUCUGGCAGUCUCAGCUUGUGCUGCUCCUCCACCAUCCUACUGCCCUCCCAGCUUCCAUGUCUUCCUCUCCUGUGCUUUUGCCCUCAUUCCCUUUUAGCCCUCCACAGCUUGCUUGCUUGCUUGCUUGCUUGCUUCCUUCCUUCAUAUCAGUUUCUCUGCUCUUGACCCUUUCUGUCUCUCCAUUUCUCCAAGUACUUGAAUCUUCCUCUUCUCCAGGCUGUUUCCUCCCUCUCCCUCUCCCUCGCUCUCACACCUCAUCAAUGUGCUUUUGUGUCCUGUUGAGAAGCUGUCAUUUUACCUUCCCCUGGAGGGGAUGGCCAGUGAAGGUAAAGACCCAGGAGCAGAAAGAGGCACAGCUUUACCGAAGACUAUAUAUGCUCCUGUCUAGCCAGUGUCAGCUCUUUUCUGGAUGUCCCUGAGCCAGGUGAAAAGCAUCGGGGUUGGCUGGGCAGAAGGGAGGAGGGGAGAAAAUCACAAAUGUCCUGAGUUUGGCAGUCUCUGCCUGUGCCCUAGCAUGUCACACAGUUGGCAGGGGCUGUCACCUCCAGGAGAAUAGCCAGUUGCACUUAAAACGCAUGUGCAAAACGCCACAGCACAGGACAGUAGUGCUGCGAGUGAGGGGAAGUGCAGUGGGUUUGGGAUGGGGGUUGGAAAGGCUGGCACGGGAGGGAGGAAGAGGUCCCAGCAAGGGAACAGCAGAGGAGGACUCAAGCCAAGCCUGAGGUUGGUUGACAGAGCUGUACAGGGGACAGGGUUGGGAAGAGAGUGCUCCAACCCUUCGCAAAACUGUCUAAGAGUGUAUGUCCAUCCUGUGGCUUUCUCUGGUGCUGUCACUGCAAAGCAAAGGUCUCUUCACUCUCGCUCUCACCUGCCCAUAUGAAUCAGCCAUUCUCAGCACCGCUAGGAUGUGAGUGCCAUACCGGCCCUUCACAGUCCUUUCACCACCCAUGUUCACGGCUCCCGGUGUUCCUGUAUGCAGUGUGUGCGCACAGCCUUGCACCUGCCCUCCCACCUGCACCAGGCCUCCUCCGCCCCUCCCAGAACAAAAGCCUCGUCAUCGGUGCCAGCAGCCAUACCACGGACCCUGCAGAAACCAUCCUGCUAUGGUGCUCCCAUCCUGCCACCCACACUGGCUGUCCACAGCCCAACGCGGGGUCAAAGCCUCCUCCCAGCUUGUCUCCACCAGCCGGCCAGGCGUGGAGGUGUCCCCAGCAUCACUGGCUGCCAGAAGCAUCUUCUCAGCCUACUCUGCUGCAGCUGCUCCUGCCUCUACAUAAUGUUUUAAACCCAGUGGAUUAGGAAAGACUCCCCCAGGGCUCCUCCUCUUCACUGCACUGAAGCAUGAAGCCACACUCCGUCAUCUUUAGUGGGGGCGUGCAGAGGUGUUCCCCGCACUUGCUUUCUCACACAGCUCUUUGGUGGCCAUGCGACUGCUCUAGAGGAACUCUCUUGCCACUGGGCUGUGUCACCCUGGGCUACGGUACGGUCACUUCUACAACUUUUGGGCCCAAGUAAGGGUUAUGGCAGAGAGCCAACACUGCCCUGCUUAAUGAAGGCAAAGCAGACCCCACGCAACAGAAGAGGGAUUUUACUUUGCCUGUAAUGUGGAUUGCAAGGAUGAGGCUGUGUGUUUUGCCCCAUAGGUUUAGUAGUUUUUGUUUGUAGUAAGGUGGCUUUUAAGCUCUGCUCUGUAAUUUCCUGUUGGAUCAUGGACCACUUCUAAAGGAUCCGUAAAAGCUCCCUGAGAACAGCAAGCUCAGGUAUUCCUCACUGCCAUCUGCUCAUGAAAAUA